AUGGCGAGCCCCGAUCCCCUGUUCUCCGUCCGUAACAACUUCUACCUGGGAGCCUACCAGACCGCGAUCAGCGAUGCAUCAUCCCUCACGGGCCUCAGCGAAGAUCAGAAGCUGGAGCGGGACACCUUUGUGUACCGCUCCUAUGUGGAGCUAGGCAGCUAUGAGAUGGUUUUGUCUGAGAUCCCGGCCGACGCCCCUCCCCCCCUCGCCGCGGUCCGCCAGCUGGCCUCCUACCACAAGGCCGGCCCCUCCCCCUCCUCCCCGGUCCCCGACGCCUUGGAGGCUGGCCUGUCGGACGGGGCCCUCUCCUCCGACCCCACCUACCUCUACGUCACGGCGCUGCUGCUGGCGCUGAGCGUGCAGGUCAUGCUGUCCCUGCACCGCCCCGACGCCGCGGAGCGCCAGCUCCGCGCCAUGGCCGCCAUCGACGACGACGCGACGCUGACGCAGCUGGCGGGGGCGUGGGUGGCGCUGGCCGCGGGCGGGCCGCGCGUGCGCGAGGCCGCCAGCAUCUACCAGGAGCUGGGCGACCGCUUCGCCUGGACGCCGCGCCUGCACGCCGGCCUGGCCAGCGCGCAGGCGUGCAUGGGGCGCUGGGAGGACGCCGAGGCGGAGCUGCUGCAGGCCGUGGAAAAGAACCCAAAGGACCCGGACUCGCUGGCCAACCUGGCCGUUGUGUCCCUGCACCUUGGCAAGCCCGCCGGACGCUACCUCGGGGUGCUCAAGGAUGUGGCGCCAUCCCACGCCCUGCUGGAGCGGCGGGCCGCCGCAGAGGAGGCCUUUGACCGUGCGGCCUCCGGCAUCACGGCCUGA
Auxenochlorella protothecoides is the source of this 813-nucleotide messenger RNA. RefSeq names its product Coatomer subunit epsilon-2. The record is from RefSeq and is a predicted model, not a curated record. Gene Ontology annotation, molecular function: protein binding; structural molecule activity. The coding region runs from base 1 to 813 and encodes 270 amino acids. NCBI's taxonomy places the organism in Eukaryota, Viridiplantae, Chlorophyta, Trebouxiophyceae, Chlorellales, Chlorellaceae. Gene Ontology annotation, cellular component: COPI vesicle coat. The transcript is spliced from 4 exons. Gene Ontology annotation, biological process: intra-Golgi vesicle-mediated transport; retrograde vesicle-mediated transport, Golgi to endoplasmic reticulum; endoplasmic reticulum to Golgi vesicle-mediated transport.